GGGAUUUCAUGAACCGAUUUGAUUAUGUUCACCCCGAGCAAGCAUUGUACAUGAUUAAGGACCGAGUGCAAAAACCUCUCGAAUCCGUCGCAGAAUAUCGAAACCGGUUCUACAGAAUGUUCGUGAAAACUGAACGAGAAGGAGCCGCAGAGCGCAUCCCGCCGUCGCAGCAACAAUACUUGGAUCCCCGGACGGUUCGCGAUCUUGCCUUCUUCGGGCACCCCACAGCGGAACAGUUCGCUGCCAUUCGAGAAGAAGAGGAGGAAGAGGAGAGCACCAGCAGUGACGAAGACGAAGACGCGCGGGAGGAAGGCGGGGAUAGCGACGAAGAGCUCGGCGGAGAAGACGAAACCCCCGAAGAAGGAAGCUAUAGCGAGCAUAGCGAAGGGGAACAGAGCGAAGAAGAAGAAGAAGACGAGGAAGGAGAAGAGGAGCACGAAGAAGAACCUGCUGGAUCGGAUUGGGAAGCCGUGCCGGAAGAAGCACUGCAUACGCGAUGCAGUCGCCGUCUCCCCUGUCUCCAGGUGUCCGAAGUGGCCCGCCUCCGUGGCGGUAGCGUCGACGCCGGGACGGACUUCUUUGACGUUGGUGAUGAUCGGGACGGGAGGGAGGUGUGGAAGGAACACCGACGGGACCUUCGGGCGCGGCGAGAGGAAACCAUCACACGGGGGGUGGAGCGUCUUUGCGUGGGUGACCGGGAGAAGGAAACGGACGAUCCACCUGCGGAAGCAGACAACGAAGACAAGGACGACAAUGACGGAGAAGGCGGGGAAGGGGGGGGCGGUUACGUGUCGCUGUCCUUGCAGAGCGACAUGGUUCGUAAGGGCGGGAAGUCGAAGCCUUCCGACCGCAAUAGUCCUCCGCGGGCGAAGAAAAGCCAGGGAAAGGGGAGAGGUGGCGACGACGGCGGUGAUGCGGAGAAGAAGCGCAACUUCUGGUCCGUCGCCCUCAUAAGGGCUAAACGUGACCAAGAUGCGCAUAUGCAGGGGAUGGGGCACGCGUACGCCCGGAUGAAACCGCGGGGAUGGAAAUGGCAAGACGUCGCUCAAAGGUUGAAGAACGUGGGCGUGGACAGGGAUGCCGAGAAAUGCGGCAAGAAGUGGGACAAUCUGAUGCAGCAGUUCAAGAAAGUCCAUCAUUUUCAAUCGCCGUCCGGGGGGGCUGACUUCUUCCAGUUGAUGGCCAAGGAGAGGGCGAGCAGGGGCUUCAAUUUCAUUAUGGAUCGUGCUAUUUACGACGAGAUAGAGGGGUCGACCGGGAUGAACCAUACCAUCCACCCGAAGAACGUGGCAGACACUGGUGCUUCUGGCGGUGUUCGUCUGCCAUUGACGUCGGACGCGGUCCCUGAAUCCGUGGCAGAUGGGGACGGAGGUGCAGGGCGAGAAGACGACGACGAGGGGUCGACGCAAGGUUCUUCCCAGGCGACGGGUACCCCCACUGGUUUUGGGAAGAGGAAGAGCACGAGGCAACCGACUUUCGACGCGCUGACGGAAUGCAUGGAGAAGCACGGGACGCUAAUGGCGUCGACGAUGGAGAGUGCGAGCAAGCGGCAAUGCUCCAUCCAAGUCCGGCAGUGUGAGGCUUUGAAAGCUGAAGUGGAAGUGCAGAGGAAGCACUAUGCUGCGUCGGACGAAGUCAGCAAACUCAUAUGCCACGGGUUGUUGGAAAUAGCGAAGGCUAUCCGUGAGCGGUAGAGUUGCUAGGCUGUGUGCUGUGCAUUUGUGGCCUCCCGGGAUGUUGGCGACGAGUCAGUAGCAGGCUACCCCUUUUA
Messenger RNA from Chara braunii, 1771 nucleotides. Lineage: Eukaryota; Viridiplantae; Streptophyta; Charophyceae; Charales; Characeae. The record is from the annotation of a GenBank genome assembly.